Molecule: messenger RNA, 4409 nt
Organism: Crotalus tigris (Tiger rattlesnake)
Lineage: Eukaryota; Metazoa; Chordata; Lepidosauria; Squamata; Viperidae
Gene: CSNK1G3
Product: casein kinase 1 gamma 3
Exons: 17
Coding region: 836-2332 (498 amino acids)
Biological process (GO): positive regulation of canonical Wnt signaling pathway; signal transduction; peptidyl-serine phosphorylation
Cellular component (GO): cytoplasm; nucleus; plasma membrane
Molecular function (GO): ATP binding; protein serine/threonine kinase activity
Source: RefSeq, a predicted model, not a curated record
ACCGCAGCAGCAGCAGCGCCACCUUCCCUCCUUCCUUUUCCCGGUUCCUGUUGCCCCCGAGUCUGAGACGCACCUGCACCUCUCUGCCACGGCGCGAGAGAAGGGCAAGGCCGGAGUCGGCCGCAGUGGCUCUUCCAAGCGCGGGUACAGUGGAAAGGAUUAUGUGUGCAUAAUACAUGAGGGUUGAAGUCUCUCUCACACGCGCACGCAUCUGCUGUUCCUUGCGAAGGAGUGUUAAUGCGUUGUGAUGAUUGGGGAGGUGAGACGAAGGCUUUCCAGUUUGGCUGCUCCUCCAUCCCGAAAACAGAAGACAAUUAGCAGCCUGAUCCUUUUCCAAUGAGGGACCAUCCUCCGCAGAUGAGAUUUAUUAUCAUGAAUCCUGCUUUUCCAUGAAGUGAUUCUUAUGCUCAAUGUAUAAGAAAGCCAGUUGAAUUGAUAAGUUUUAAGUCACGUUCCUUUUGAAAGAAUGAAAUAUGCUGGAUCACACAGUUCUGGUGAACACUGAAAGCCUAAAAAGAUGCCGUGCACAAAUAAAACAGUUGUAUAACUUGUGAUGAGAAAAUAUGAAAAAGGUGGAACAUUUUCUUGGAAGCACUUUAAGCAGUAAAUGGUGCUGAUAGAAGAUCUACUGAGAUUUUGCUCUAAUAGCUACCAAUGAAAAACACUUUGCGAAUGGGAUGAAUACGCAAAGAGUGACUGCCUGCAGCAGCUUCAUAACUCACAUUAACUAAGUGGAGCACUUAACUAAGGAUGUUUUCAUUUCUACUUUACCCCAUUUGACGUGGCUUGUCUUGAUUGGGGGAAGAAAUUCAAAGUGGAGUACCAUAAACUUGAUAUGGAUAAAAAAAAAGACAAAGACAAACUGGAUGAUAGAAUGGCAAGGCCUAGUGGACGCUCAAGUCACAAUCCACGAGGUAGCAGCUCAUCAAAUUCUGGUGUGUUAAUGGUUGGACCUAACUUCAGAGUUGGAAAGAAAAUUGGUUGUGGCAAUUUUGGAGAGCUACGAUUAGGAAAAAAUUUGUAUACUAAUGAAUAUGUGGCAAUUAAACUGGAGCCAAUGAAGUCAAGAGCACCACAACUGCACUUGGAAUACAGAUUCUACAAGCAGCUAGGGUCUGGAGAUGGAAUACCUCAGGUUUAUUAUUUUGGCCCUUGUGGCAAAUACAAUGCCAUGGUGCUGGAACUACUGGGACCUAGUUUGGAAGAUUUAUUUGAUUUGUGUGAUAGGACUUUUUCCUUGAAAACUGUACUUAUGAUAGCCAUACAACUGAUUUCCCGAAUGGAGUAUGUUCAUUCAAAGAAUUUAAUAUACAGAGAUGUAAAACCUGAAAACUUCUUAAUAGGACGACCAGGAAACAAAACACAACAAAUUAUUCAUAUUAUAGAUUUUGGUUUGGCAAAAGAAUAUAUAGAUCCAGAAACAAAGAAGCACAUACCAUAUCGAGAACACAAAAGCCUUACAGGAACUGCUAGAUACAUGAGUAUAAAUACACAUUUAGGAAAAGAGCAAAGUAGAAGAGAUGAUUUGGAAGCUUUAGGUCAUAUGUUCAUGUAUUUUUUAAGAGGCAGCCUUCCCUGGCAAGGCUUAAAGGCAGAUACAUUGAAAGAACGGUAUCAGAAAAUUGGAGAUACUAAGAGGGCAACACCUAUUGAAAUACUAUGUGAAAGCUUUCCAGAAGAAAUGGCUACAUAUCUUCGUUAUGUGAGAAGGCUAGAUUUCUUUGAAAAACCAGAUUAUGACUACUUAAGAAAGCUUUUUACAGACUUAUUUGAUCGCAAGGGUUAUAUGUUUGAUUAUGAAUAUGACUGGAUUGGUAAACAACUGCCUACUCCAGUGGGUUCCAUCCAUUCAGAUCCUGCGAUAACUUCCAAUAGAGAAGCACAUCCACACCGAGAUAAGAUGCAGCAGUCCAAAAAUCAGUCAACAGACCACAGGGCAGCUUGGGACCCCCAUCAGGCCAAUCCCCAUCACUUGAGAGCUCACCUGGCAGCAGAUAGACAUGGUGGCUCGGUACAGGUUGUAAGUUCAACAAAUGGAGAACUCAACACUGAUGAUCCUACUGCUGGCCGUUCAAAUGCACCCAUCACAGCCCCUACUGAAGUAGAAGUUAUGGAUGAAACCAAUUGUUUUGCCCAUCGAUUUGCCAUUUUAAAGGGAAAACAACAAUUUCAGGUGCUGCUGUUUCUUCAAGCGAAGGAAAAGGAAAACCAUUCAACGUCACAAAUGACUUUGGAGGAAAGCAGACGGCGUGGAAUUACUCACUUACUCAUCUGCUAUAUCAUGAUAAGUCAUCUCUCUAGUUACCACACAUUUUUCCAGCAUCAUCUUUAAGUGAGAAGAUUCUCAUACUUGAUUUGAUUUGGUGGUUCAGCGUAUUUUUAAUUUGGAUCAUCUCUCCUGGAAGCUUUAAUGCUGUGUCAACAUAAAAGUACCUUUUGAUCACCAAGAUACAAAAAAUGCUUUUUUUUUCCCUCAGAAAAAUUACUUAGAAAACAUUAGCAGUGAUUAGCUGAAGACCAGAUAAUUUAUAAACCUGGUAUUUGCUAAGGUUUGGGGAAUGCUGAAAGUGAUUAAAAGAGACAACACUGGAAAUAAAGCUAUUAUUGUCCAAGCAUUUAAAAUAUCUUGCUUUAAGAUUUCUUUUCUCAGUAAUAGUUUUUUUAAAAAACUUUUUUUCCAGUUGUUGCUCUGGUGGUACUACAUUUGCAAACUUGCCAGUUAAAAUUAUUACAAAUAUGGUAGAGUCACUGCCUGGUGGUACUAAGACAGAAGCUAGAUGAAUCAUUUGAAGACAAAGCCUAAAUGCUGUGCUUUCUAAGGGAGGAGGUGUAUCAGUGUUUGUAAAAUCUGGGCUUUCAAAUCUGCUUUUGUUGUACCUCUAGUUGAGAUGCAGUGUAGUUAAAGUGGCAAUAGUGCUUGUACUGAAAUGCAAAUAUUUGUAUAAUGCAAGUUGUGCUUCCAGUUAUGUAUGACAUCAAUGCUGAAACAUCAACUGAAAGUUGCUUAAGGGUUAUAAAACCACACUACUAGGAAAUUACUGCAAACAUGUAGAAUGGGAAUCACAAAACGUUAAUCAAAAAUUAUUGUUGAAUGACAGUUUUAAAAAUGAAGGUCUGGAUGUGCCAAGUAAUAAACUGAGGUAUGUAUAUUAUUGGUUUAAGAAAGGAAAAUGGAAGUGGGUUAACCAUAAUGUUCCUUCAGUGAAUGUUAGCCUAUGGUUUAUGAUUGCCGCUGGGGGUUUCUAGAACAUUCUUACAUUUCAACAAAAUACUGCAUCACUAAAAUACAGCUGAUUGGAUUGAUUAGGUACUUUCCUGAUAAUUCCUUAAAGUGCCUGUGUUAUGAAAUAACAAUUCAUUAGAAAAAGCAGUUCUUCUCUUCCUCCUUCUCCCUUCAGUUUGCUUUGUUUAAAGCCAUAAUGACAGAAGCGUAUGUUUAUCAUGUUAAGCUGCCAGUAUCAUAAGGAUUUGAGUAAAGGAAAUAAAAUGGCUAGACAGAUUUGUUGACCAAAAUGCAAAUUAUGUGUCUUCUUAUAAAAAGGGUUUCCUAGAGCUAACUUUUGUCUAUCAGUGCAUGCCUUUGGGCAUAAUUAUUUAUUUUUAAUAUCUUAUGGUAACAUUCAAAAUGUGUAUUAAUUGAUAAAUGCACACCAGUUGAAUUCAUUAUUGCAUUUACAGGGAUUGUUUUAUAAUUUAUUUUUCUUAACUGCCAAACUGCAUUGUGUUAUCUUGAAUUAAGCACACAUAUCUGGCUAUUGUUAAUCACUGUUUCUGUUAGUGUAAUAAAUUCUCAAUUUACCAACUUGAUCUGACCAAUAAAAGCAUAAAUUAGAUAAUUUAGUAAAAAAAGUUCCACUUGACCGUUUCAGCUGAUUUUACUUUAAACACUAAAAGAGGCUGAUUUUUUUUAAAAGAAGAAGGUAGGUGGUUAACACCUUCUUUUCAGUAUUUGACCAAAUUUCUUUUAUCUAUUAUAUUUGUAAAUACUUGCAAUAUAUUUUUAUCAUAACCUAGCCGUUUCAUUUUCAAGGUUUUCUUUGCCCUGUACAGUGUUUAUAUGAUCUGAAUUCCUUACACAUAACACUGUGUAUAUUAAUCCAGUUAUGGUGAAGAUUAAAUCAAUGUAAAGCUUGUUUGUUUUCUGCAAAGACUGGAAUCUAGACAUUGCUGUUUAGCAAUAUUUUAAGUACACCAUUUUAAUGCUAAGGAGAAUGUUCUCACAAACGACUUGGUCAGUAGAAAGUUACACAGUUGUGUUCAGGUUAAAUCAACAAUGUCUCCAUUUAUAUGCUUUUUCCCGGUCUAAACUAAUAAAAUCAACAUUGCCUGAAUGUAUGAAUAAUAAAACACAUCCCUGUUUAAAAAUAUGUAAUGGAUGAAGAAGAAAAAAUAAAGGUAGUUUUUUUUAA